Messenger RNA from Serinus canaria (Common canary), 9109 nucleotides. It is a transcript of the gene A4GALT, whose product is annotated as alpha 1,4-galactosyltransferase (P blood group). The coding region runs from base 4954 to 6087 and encodes 377 amino acids. NCBI's taxonomy places the organism in Eukaryota, Metazoa, Chordata, Aves, Passeriformes, Fringillidae. The transcript is spliced from 2 exons. Gene Ontology annotation, biological process: protein O-linked glycosylation. The record is from RefSeq and is a predicted model, not a curated record. Gene Ontology annotation, molecular function: acetylglucosaminyltransferase activity.
CCUUGGCUGCAGGGAUGUUCCCCAGGCUGAAGGAAACCAAGUGCCUUUGACCUUCCCCAGAGUUGGUUUCUAGACCCCCGAGCAGGUGUUCUGUGUGACAGCUCUGUGGUUUUAAUACCUGAUAGUCCUGACAUUUCUGCCUCAGAUCCUUUGUGUUUCAAAUUUACAGCAGAACCUGACUUCAGCCUCUCUUGCUGUCCUUCACGAGACCUGUUGCUGCAGGGACGGCUGAACCCAUUCGCCAGCAUCCCUCAGCUGGUCCUGUCUUGGUGUUCUCCAGUGGCUUCUCCUGUGAACCCCAGCCUGAGCAGCCCCUUGUGAUGAUUCAACAGCUGUAGGGACCCUUGGCUUGCUCUCUGUAACAUUUCUGAUUUUGUGAAUCACUACCAGGCAGUGCCAAAAGUCACAGCUUGCUGGGGCUCAGACCAGAUUUUCCUGGCUGGCAAAGACCAUUAACAUGUGGGGAAAUACAUGAAGAGUAUAUGAAAUUGGCUUUAGGAAGCCGAAAAAUGUUUAGAUCCCUGUGUGGCUCACUGUGAAAUGAGCCACACAGGCUCACUAUGCACUAUGGCAUGCACUAUGUUGUAAACUUCUGAAGUGAGAAAAGGUCAAAUGAUGCUUCCUGCAGUUCCUGAUUCCAUAGCAGUGGGAUGACUUGUCUGGGACACCUCAGGAAAGCAAAUAGACAAAAUCAGUUCUUUGAGGAGUAAAAAUUAUGAAUAUCCUUACUCUGCUGAAGUAGUUCUUGUGGAGACCAACACCUCAGCAGCAAUUGUCACACCCUGAAGGGGUUCAGCAUUUCCUGUUUCUGCAGUGCUGUGAGGAGGAUUACAUCCUUUUCGUUGGAAUGUUGAGCCCAGUGUGGUAAUCCAGAGGACGACCUGUCCACAUCAGCAGAAGGACUUGGUGCAGGACUCCAAGCAGUGUCCCCAGGGACAAAAAUAAAAACUCAGAAGCACAUGAAGGUUGGAAAAGACCUCCAAGAUCAGGGAGUCCAGCCUUCAAUUCAGUAUCACCAUACCCACAAGCCCGUACCCCAAAGUGCCAUGUGUACUCAUUUUUUGGAGCACUUGCACUUCCAGGGAUGCUGACUCCACCACUUCCCUGGGGAGCCUGUGGCACACAGUGCUUAAGCACUCUGAAAGCUUUCCUCGUAUCCAAGCCGAACCUACCGUGGUGCACAGAGUGCUGCAUCCAGCCCUGGGCCCAGCACAGGAAGGACAGGGAGCUGCUGGAGCCAGUGCAGAGCUGGGAAACCAAGGGGAUCAGAGGGAUGGAGCAGCUCUGCUGGGAGGAAAGGCUGAGGGAAUUGGGAUUGUUCAGCCUGGAGAAGAGAAGGCUUUGGGGUGAUGUGAUCGUAGUCCUUCACUGCCUGAAGGGAACUUAAAGGAAAGUUGCUGAGAGACUGGUCCUGUCACUGCAGACCCUUGUCAAGGGAGAAUGGCUUCACACUGACAGAGAGCAGCUUUAGGUUUGAUAUGAGGGAGAAAUUCUUCCCUGUGAGGGUGGUGAGGCUCUGGCACAGGUUGCCCAUAGCAGCUGUGGCUGCCCUUGGGUCCCUGGAAGUGUCCAAGACCAGGUUGGAUGGGGCUCCGAGCAGCCUGGGAUAGUGGAAGGUGUCCCUGCCCAUGGCAGGAGGGGUGGAACAAGAUGAUCUUUAGCUUUCCUUCCAACCCAGACCAUUCUAUUGAUUUGAUCUCAUUCUGUCCCUUGUUCCCUGGGAGCAGAGCCUGACCCCCAGCUGGCUGCACCCUCCUGUCAGGGAGGUGUGGAGAGCAUUAGGGCUCCCCCGAGCCUCCUUUUCCUCCAGGUUGAACAGCCCCAGCUCCCUCAGCCGCUCCUCAUCAGACUUGUGCUCCAGCCUCUUGUCCUGCUCCGUUCCCCCCUCUGGACACGCUCCAGCCCUUCAGUGUCCAUCCUGCAGUGCCAGGCCCAGAACUGGACACAGCCCCUGGGGCGAGGCCUCCCCAGUGCCCACAGCAGGGGGGGACAGUCACUGCCCAGGUCCUGCUGACCACACCAUUGCUGACCCUGCCCAGCAGCCAUUGGCCUUCUUGCCCACUUGGGCAUGCACUGUGGACCAGCAGGCCCCGGCCCUUUCCUGCUGGGCUCUUCCCAGCCACUCUUCCCCAGCCUGGAGCUGCUGGGGGUUGCUGUGACCCAGGGGUAGUCCCUGGCACUCGAGAUCUUGUUCAACCUCAAGUGUAUGAAACGGGACUGGCUCUGACACUGGGCUUUGGGGCAUAGCACCAGUGACCCACUGCCCACUGGAUUAAUUCUACCACCACUCUCUGGGCCCAGCCAUCCAGGCGCUUUAUUCCCAGCAAACUUGGAGCCUGUUAAAUCUGUGGGCUGCAAGGACAAGGACACUCCAGGAGAGUGCUGUGGGAGCAGUGAUCAAAGGCUUUAGAAGGCCUGGGUACACAAUAGCCUUUCCACAGCCUUUUGCCAUCCAUUGGGUGUUCAUAGAAGGAGGUUGGGUCAGUCAAGCAGGACCUGCUUGAAUUUGAGCUGGCUGGGCCUGAUGCCCAAGUGGUGCAGCACACAUGGUGUCAUUGCACUCCAGGUAAUCUCUUCCAUACACUUCCCAGGAUCUGAGGUAUGACAGGCCUCUGGUUUUCCCAGUUGUUCCUUCCUAGCCUUCUCAUAGGGGGGUGUCACAUUGGCUAUCCUCCAGUCACCCAGGAGCUCUCCAGUUCACCAGGACUCCUGAUAAACAAUGGAGAGUGGAGCUUUGUGGGCUGCUUCACUAGCUCCCAGCAGAAGGAUGGCAUCUGCCUAGACUUGUGCAUGUCUGGGCAGCACAGCAGUUCACCAACAACUUCCUCCUGCAGUGCGGGGACUUAGUUCUGCUCCCUGUUUCUGUCUUCUGGCUCAGAGGGCUGGAUAUGCAGAGGGUAACUGGGCUUUCGCUUAAAGGCUGAGGUCAAGAAGGCAUUGAAUACCUCAGCCUCUCCCUCAUCCCUGGAGGUCAUGUUCCCACCCCAGCAUGCAAUAAAGGAUGGAGAAUCUCCUUGGCCUCUUUUUGUUAUUAAUGCAUUUGGAAAAGCAUUUUUUCUUAACUUUUAUGCUGGUGGCCAGACUGACUUCUAGCUGGACUUUUACCUUUCUAGUUUUCUCUCUGAUUAGCUUCAUGACAUCCUUGUAGUCUUCCUGAGUUGCCUGACCCUUCUUCCAGAGCUGCUAAACUCUCUGUUCUUCCCUGAGUCCCAGUGGAAGCUUGCUGUUCAUCAAGGCUAGCCUUCCCUGGACCAGCUUCUGGCACAUUGCAAUGGGUUCCAUUUCUACCUCUACGACCUCCUUCCUGAGGAACCUCCACCUUCCUGGGCUCCCUGGCCCCUCAGGACUGCCUCCCAAGGGAUUCUCUCAACCUGUGGUCUGAACAGAGCAAAGCCUGUUCUCCACACAUCCAAGGUAAUGGUUUUGCUGACCCCUUUCCUCCUUCUUCCCUCCCUUCACUGAGAACUGAAAUCGAAUCGUGUCAUGGUCACUUUUACCAAGAUGGCCUCUGGCAACCUCCUCUCCCCCCAGUGCUCCUCUGUUUGCAAGCAGCAGAUUCCCUGGGACACCUCCCCUGGUGGGCUCGCCUGCCACCUCUGUCAGCCGGUUCUCUUCCACAUGCUCCAGGAACCUCCUGGAGCGUCUCCUGUUUGCUGCUGGGAUUCCCGCAGACCCCUGGUAAAUUGAAGAUGUCACUGAGGUUGUAGGCAGUGGAUGAUGGGGGGUCAUCCAUCUACCCCUAAUGCAAUUCCUUGCCCACCACUCAGCACUGGUGAGACACACCUGCAGGGCUGGUCCUGGAAUCCCAGGAUGAGGGAGGCGUGUCCGUACUGGAGCAAAUCUGGCAACAGCCACUAAGGCGGGAAGGGGACUGGAGCACACGGUGCAUGAGGAGAGGCUGGGAGAGCUCUGCUGACUUUUCUGGGACUAGAGCAGGCUGGGCUGUGUGUUCAGGGUGUGGUGAAGGCUGAAGGUGGGUGGGUGGGUAAAGGACACAAGUGAGACUCUCCUCUGUUCAAUGCAGAGACGGCAGGAGGCACAGUGGGCACACCUUGAAACGUGGCUAGUUAAAAUGAAAGGAAGGGUGGUGAUACACUGGAUCAGGUAGCCCAGAGUGCUUGUGGAGCCCCUGGGCUGGGACAAGAGUUGUCAUGAGUCCAUCCAUGGUGCUGCCAUGCAUGGAAGGAUUUGGGGAGAGGAGAGUGGCCUGGGACACUGCAGAGCAAUAUUUGUUUCAGGCAGCUGAGGAGGAACUGCAGUAAACCCUGAAUUUAGGGGCUGUUCUGAUAAAGGAGGGAUUUUAUCAAUGUGCCAGCAUGUCUCAUGCAAGGCAAGGUCAGCCACCCUUGAUCAUGGAAGCAAGGGGGAGCUGUCACAGAAUGAGGGGCACCUGAACGUGGCAAAGUCCCUCUGAGAGGUCCCUGGCAUAUGCAGGAGUACUCCCUAAUGAACGAGUUGAGUUAAGUAUUUGGUUAAAAGAGUGUGUUUGCAAGGGGGCAUCCUGUACUUAGGGCUUGGGGUGGGAGCAUGCAGCUCUAUGGAAGGAUCAGCUCAGUUAUCCUGGCAGCCCCAGCCGCAGACUGAGCACUGAGAAUUCUUAGCUAAGGAGAAAACAAACCAAGCCAUUUUCUCUCCUGUCUCAAGCUUAAAAUAUUGCAACUCUGUGGUUUAGCUAUCUCUUUUUUUUUUUUUUUAAAUUACUUUUUAACUAACUUGUUUGUUCACUGUGAAUCUAUGUGACCUUAGCAUCGGUUACUGGUUACAUAAAAGAUGUUGCUCUCUUCCCUUUCCUUUUCCACUGCUGUUUGUACUCCAUCAGUCAUCGUUCCUUUUCUGGAGGAGAAGGAGGUGUGAGACCAUAGAGUUGGUGUCAUCCUUUAAGAUUUUGAUUUCAUAAGUAUAUUUUCCAGCUGCAGAAGGAAUUUUGUAGUAUCUUGAAAGCAGGGACUGAUCAUGAUGGCUGUCUCAGGAGAGCAGGCUCUGGCUGGAGAAAGAAUGCUCAGGAUGCCCAGCUGCCUCCUAAAGCUGACCAGGGUGGUGCUGAGCCACAAGCCCUGUGCCCUGUUUAUCCUCAUCUUUGUGUUCGUAUCCUUUGCCUACAUCAAGUUGUACUGGGGCAUUGAGGAGGACCCAAAGAGCCACGGCCCCACCUACAGCUUGUCUGCUGAGAAUGGCUGCGCUCACUAUGUGCCUUCUCCCCUCGACACUGCUGGUGGGCCCUCUCCUUCCACAGGAAACGUGUUUUUUGUGGAGACCUCGGAGCAAACUUCCCCAAGUUACCUGUUCUCAUGCUCUGUGGAGUCUGCGGCCAGGUCACACCCCACGUCAAGGGUCGUGGUGCUCAUGAAAGGCUUGGCCAAAGGGAACGCCUCCUUGCCCAAACACUGGGCUUUCUUCUUGCUGAGCUGCUUCCCCAACGUGGAAAUCCAGCCCCUGGACUUGACAGAGUUCUUUUCUGGAACGCCUCUUGCACAGUGGUUCCAGCAGCCUCAGCGGCAACAGGAGCCUUAUUUUUUACAUGUCCUCUCUGAUGCCUGCAGAAUUGUCCUCAUGUGGAAAUUUGGUGGCAUCUACCUGGAUACAGACUUCAUUGUGCUUAAGAACUUACAGAACCUCACCAAUGCCCUUGGCAUUCAGGAUGACAAUGAACUGAAUGGGGCCUUUCUGUCCUUUAAGGCCAAGCACAAGUUCAUGGAGCUUUGCAUGCAGGACUUUGUGCAGAAUUACAAUGGCUGGGUCUGGGGGCACCAGGGCCCAGGGCUCCUAACUCGUGUCUUCAAGAAGUGGUGCUCCCUUGAGACUAUCAAGAGCAUGAGCUGCAGAGGUGUGAGUGCUCUUGCCCGAGAAGUUGUUUAUCCUAUUCCCUGGCAGAACUGGAAGAAGUUGUUUGAGGCAGUCACUGCCUUGGAGCUUCAGGAACUCCUUAAGAGCACCUAUGCAGUGCACAUAUGGAACAAACUGAGCCACGAGACCAAGUUAGAGAUCCCCUCCCAGGCUCUGCUGGCUCAGCUCUAUUCCCAGUUCUGCCCUGCCACCUAUGCAAAGAUGAAACAGGACUCUGAAGAGUUGUCAAGGCGUGCAGUGUGACCUGGGGGCCCUUGGCUGCAGGGAUGUUCCCCAGGCUGAAGGAAACCAAGUGCCUUUGACCUUCCCCAGAGUUGGUUUCUAGACCCCCGAGCAGGUGUUCUGUGUGACAGCUCUGUGGUUUUAAUACCUGAUAGUCCUGACAUUUCUGCCUCAGAUCCUUUGUGUUUCAAAUUUACAGCAGAACCUGACUUCAGCCUCUCUUGCUGUCCUUCACGAGACCUGUUGCUGCAGGGACGGCUGAACCCAUUCGCCAGCAUCCCUCAGCUGGUCCUGUCUUGGUGUUCUCCAGUGGCUUCUCCUGUGAACCCCAGCCUGAGCAGCCCCUUGUGAUGAUUCAACAGCUGUAGGGACCCUUGGCUUGCUCUCUGUAACAUUUCUGAUUUUGUGAAUCACUACCAGGCAGUGCCAAAAGUCACAGCUUGCUGGGGCUCAGACCAGAUUUUCCUGGCUGGCAAAGACCAUUAACAUGUGGGGAAAUACAUGAAGAGUAUAUGAAAUUGGCUUUAGGAAGCCGAAAAAUGUUUAGAUCCCUGUGUGGCUCACUGUGAAAUGAGCCACACAGGCUCACUAUGCACUAUGGCAUGCACUAUGUUGUAAACUUCUGAAGUGAGAAAAGGUCAAAUGAUGCUUCCUGCAGUUCCUGAUUCCAUAGCAGUGGGAUGACUUGUCUGGGACACCUCAGGAAAGCAAAUAGACAAAAUCAGUUCUUUGAGGAGUAAAAAUUAUGAAUAUCCUUACUCUGCUGAAGUAGUUCUUGUGGAGACCAACACCUCAGCAGCAAUUGUCACACCCUGAAGGGGUUCAGCAUUUCCUGUUUCUGCAGUGCUGUGAGGAGGAUUACAUCCUUUUCGUUGGAAUGUUGAGCCCAGUGUGGUAAUCCAGAGGACGACCUGUCCACAUCAGCAGAAGGACUUGGUGCAGGACUCCAAGCAGUGUCCCCAGGGACAAAAAUAAAAACUCAGAAGCACAUGAAGGUUGGAAAAGACCUCCAAGAUCAGGGAGUCCAGCCUUCAAUUCAGUAUCACCAUACCCACAAGCCCGUACCCCAAAGUGCCAUGUGUACUCAUUUUUUGGAGCACUUGCACUUCCAGGGAUGCUGACUCCACCACUUCCCUGGGGAGCCUGUGGCACACAGUGCUUAAGCACUCUGAAAGCUUUCCUCGUAUCCAAGCCGAACCUACCGUGGUGCACAGAGUGCUGCAUCCAGCCCUGGGCCCAGCACAGGAAGGACAGGGAGCUGCUGGAGCCAGUGCAGAGCUGGGAAACCAAGGGGAUCAGAGGGAUGGAGCAGCUCUGCUGGGAGGAAAGGCUGAGGGAAUUGGGAUUGUUCAGCCUGGAGAAGAGAAGGCUUUGGGGUGAUGUGAUCGUAGUCCUUCACUGCCUGAAGGGAACUUAAAGGAAAGUUGCUGAGAGACUGGUCCUGUCACUGCAGACCCUUGUCAAGGGAGAAUGGCUUCACACUGACAGAGAGCAGCUUUAGGUUUGAUAUGAGGGAGAAAUUCUUCCCUGUGAGGGUGGUGAGGCUCUGGCACAGGUUGCCCAUAGCAGCUGUGGCUGCCCUUGGGUCCCUGGAAGUGUCCAAGACCAGGUUGGAUGGGGCUCCGAGCAGCCUGGGAUAGUGGAAGGUGUCCCUGCCCAUGGCAGGAGGGGUGGAACAAGAUGAUCUUUAGCUUUCCUUCCAACCCAGACCAUUCUAUUGAUUUGAUCUCAUUCUGUCCCUUGUUCCCUGGGAGCAGAGCCUGACCCCCAGCUGGCUGCACCCUCCUGUCAGGGAGGUGUGGAGAGCAUUAGGGCUCCCCCGAGCCUCCUUUUCCUCCAGGUUGAACAGCCCCAGCUCCCUCAGCCGCUCCUCAUCAGACUUGUGCUCCAGCCUCUUGUCCUGCUCCGUUCCCCCCUCUGGACACGCUCCAGCCCUUCAGUGUCCAUCCUGCAGUGCCAGGCCCAGAACUGGACACAGCCCCUGGGGCGAGGCCUCCCCAGUGCCCACAGCAGGGGGGGACAGUCACUGCCCAGGUCCUGCUGACCACACCAUUGCUGACCCUGCCCAGCAGCCAUUGGCCUUCUUGCCCACUUGGGCAUGCACUGUGGACCAGCAGGCCCCGGCCCUUUCCUGCUGGGCUCUUCCCAGCCACUCUUCCCCAGCCUGGAGCUGCUGGGGGUUGCUGUGACCCAGGGGUAGUCCCUGGCACUCGAGAUCUUGUUCAACCUCAAGUGUAUGAAACGGGACUGGCUCUGACACUGGGCUUUGGGGCAUAGCACCAGUGACCCACUGCCCACUGGAUUAAUUCUACCACCACUCUCUGGGCCCAGCCAUCCAGGCGCUUUAUUCCCAGCAAACUUGGAGCCUGUUAAAUCUGUGGGCUGCAAGGACAAGGACACUCCAGGAGAGUGCUGUGGGAGCAGUGAUCAAAGGCUUUAGAAGGCCUGGGUACACAAUAGCCUUUCCACAGCCUUUUGCCAUCCAUUGGGUGUUCAUAGAAGGAGGUUGGGUCAGUCAAGCAGGACCUGCUUGAAUUUGAGCUGGCUGGGCCUGAUGCCCAAGUGGUGCAGCACACAUGGUGUCAUUGCACUCCAGGUAAUCUCUUCCAUACACUUCCCAGGAUCUGAGGUAUGACAGGCCUCUGGUUUUCCCAGUUGUUCCUUCCUAGCCUUCUCAUAGGGGGGUGUCACAUUGGCUAUCCUCCAGUCACCCAGGAGCUCUCCAGUUCACCAGGACUCCUGAUAAACAAUGGAGAGUGGAGCUUUGUGGGCUGCUUCACUAGCUCCCAGCAGAAGGAUGGCAUCUGCCUAGACUUGUGCAUGUCUGGGCAGCACAGCAGUUCACCAACAACUUCCUCCUGCAGUGCGGGGACUUAGUUCUGCUCCCUGUUUCUGUCUUCUGGCUCAGAGGGCUGGAUAUGCAGAGGGUAACUGGGCUUUCGCUUAAAGGCUGAGGUCAAGAAGGCAUUGAAUACCUCAGCCUCUCCCUCAUCCCUGGAGGUCAUGUUCCCACCCCAGCAUGCAAUAAAGGAUGGAGAAUCUC